Molecule: messenger RNA, 2185 nt
Organism: Nicotiana attenuata
Lineage: Eukaryota; Viridiplantae; Streptophyta; Magnoliopsida; Solanales; Solanaceae
Exons: 5
Coding region: 192-1415 (407 amino acids)
Biological process (GO): base-excision repair
Molecular function (GO): DNA-3-methyladenine glycosylase activity
Source: RefSeq, a predicted model, not a curated record
CCAACCCCCUUGGCUUUAUUAUUUUCUCUAUAAAAUCAGCCCACAUUCUUCCCUCAAUCCUCAUGUCCCUUAAUUAGAGCUUGAUCAAUACCAAGGAAAAGCCUCUAACCCUCUUCUCAUUUUGCCUCGUUUACUCUUCUUCCUUGUGUUAUCUCUUCACAAGAAAAGCACAACUAGCCAAUAAAUUAAAGAUGUGUUCCUCCAAAACGAAACUGCAGAGCAGCCAACAAACCAUCUCCCAAAUCAAUGGUCGCCCUGUUCUUCAACCAAAUAGCAAAAUAGUUUCUUUUUUUGAACGCCGUAACUCCCUUAAAAAGACACCUCCAAAAACAACUUCUGUUGCUGCUGUAUUACAGCGAACUAACAGUGCUCCUCCUAGUCCUACUACAAAUGGCACUACUAAAGUCAAGAUUUCAGUAACAACUCCACCGGUCUCUCCUAAACUGAAAUCGCCAAGACAACCAGCUACCAAGAGAGGGAAUAUUGAUCCUAAUGUCUUGAAUUCAAGUGGUGACAAAGUUUUGAGUCCCAAAGGCACUGCUAAUAAAACAACAACAACUUUAUUGAAGAAGCCUAAGAAAAGCAAUGGGGGCAUAGCUUCGACCCCUUCUGUGGAGAAUUCUUCAUUGAAAUAUUCGUCCUCGUUGAUAAUCGAGGUUCCAGGAAGCAUAGCAGCAGCAAGAAGGGAACAAGUUGCAACCGCGCAAGUUCAAAGAAAAAUGAAAAUUGCCCAUUAUGGAAGAACAAAAUCUGCCAAAUAUGAAGGAAAAGUAUCUUCUUUCGACUCUUCCUCUCCUUCAGCAGCUAACCCCAGUCCUCGAGAGGAAAAAAGAUGCAGCUUUAUCACGCCUAAUUCUGACCCGCUCUAUAUUGCAUACCAUGAUGAAGAAUGGGGAGUUCCUGUCCAUGAUGAUAAUCUGCUCUUUGAGUUGCUGGUGUUAACUGGUGCACAAGUUGGAUCGGACUGGACUUCAGUGUUAAAAAGAAGGCAAGAUUUCAGGGAUGCCUUUUCAGGAUUUGAUCCAGAAAUUGUUUCCAAGUACAAUGAAAAGAAGAUAACUUCAAUAAGUGCUGAAUAUGGUAUAGAGCUUAGCCAACUCCGAGGAGCUGUCGACAACUCUAACAGAAUUUUAGAGAUAAAGAAGGUAUUUGGGUCGUUCGACAAGUAUCUGUGGGGAUUUGUAAACAAGAAGCCCAUUGCAACACAAUACAAGGCAUGCAACAAAAUCCCAGUGAAGACUUCAAAAUCAGAAACCAUAAGCAAAGACAUGGUGAAAAGAGGCUUCCGCUACGUCGGCCCAACCGUUAUACACUCCUUCAUGCAGGCGGCCGGCCUUACCAACGACCACCUAACCACCUGCCCACGACAUGUCAAAUGCGUGGCAUUGGCAACUCAACCACCCCCAACUCUAUAAUUACCUAAUCAUCUCCCAGUUUAUUAAGUAGUCUACUAAUUAGUCACAGUUCUAAGUAGCAAAAAAGUUGUUAAGAAGCGUAGUUGAUUGUCUAACAAUAUUUCCCCUUUUUUCUAUUUGGGUGAUGAAUUUAGAGGUGUCAAGUGAUAUGAUUUGGUGAUUGUAAAGAUAUUGAGUUGGUUAAUGUAUAGACAGGAGGAAGAAGUGAGAAUAUUUAGAGGAGAAAGUAGAAAGGAAUAAAGGAAGGAUGGUAUAGAUAUGGAGGGACAGGAAGCAUGUGCGCAGGGUUGGCAGGGGAAUGCCAAUGGCAUGUGUUUGGUGCAUAUAUGCCUUAGGAUUUAAUUUUGUGACCAGUGACCAGUGACCAGCACCAUCAACAAAAACUCAAGGGCCAUUACUCCACCACUAUUUACUUGCGUGCUUUUGAAUAGAGGAAGGAUAAGAUCAUCAUCAACUUCAGUACAAAGGAGGAGCCUCUGUGUUCCCCCAUGUAGGGCCUUGAUUUGGAUAAUAUUUUCUUUGGUUUUCUACUUUUGUUGUUGCCCCAUCGUACCAUGUUUGCUGGAAUCUAACAUGACCUAGAGGCAAGCACAAAGUGCCUUGCACUUGUAUCAUUACUUUAGUGUGGAAUUUUGAGUGUCUUCUCGUUGGCCUUUGCUUUUUUUUUUCAUACGGGAAUUGUAAUAUUAUGAUGGAUUUUAGUGGCGAUCUGUAUGGUUAUGUGACCCUCUCUGGAUAUUUAUGGAUACACUUUUCUGGAUUCUGUUUAA